CUCGUCUCGUCUCGCUGCUGCGUGCCUGCGGGGACACUCCAUCUCCUCCGCGAUCCCCACUCCCCUCGCCGGCCGAGGACGAGCCGCCGGCAGCAGCAGGGCUCGGGCCACAGCUCGUCCGUUCGAUUCGUUGGAGAUCGCCAAGCGGGAGCGGCGUCCUCGGCGAGGAGGCAGGCGACAUGAAGCCCGCGGCCGGCGGCGGCGGCAAGGGCUGCGCGGUCGACCCGUCGCUGCCGCGGUUCAGGUGCCAGGAGUGCCGCCGCGCCCUCGUCGUCGUCGGGGUCGACUCGUAUUCCGACAGGCUGCCCGCCCACGCCGCGGCCGGUAAUCAUGCGCCUUCUGUUCAGGGCAGUGUGAUGGGUGCAAGCAGGAUGGACAAUUCUUAUGUCGUUCUAUCCAGGCAGAGCAGAUCUCAAGGUCCUGGAAUCCCCCCGCGUCCACCAAGUGCAGCAGCACCGCACACUGAACCUAACCAAUCAACAAGAGCGAUAGAGGGGUCAUAUAUAGUGCUUCCACCUCCUGCUGCUUCCAUAUACAAGACACCUGCCUCUGAAGGAGGUGGUGCACAGCUGACACCACCGGGUCUAAACUCCAGUAGCCCUUCACCAGGAAACAAUUCUGGAUUUCACUCUAAUGUUACUGUGCUGAAAAGAGCUUUUGAGAUUGCUAGCUCACAAACUCAGGUUGAGCAGCCACUUUGUCUAGAAUGUAUGAGGGUUCUUUCUGAUAAGAUGGAUAAGGAGAUUGAAGAUGUUAAUGCGGAUAUUAAAGCUUAUGAGGCUUGUCUUCAACGUUUGGAGCAGGAACCCUACAACAUACUCAGUGAAACAGACUUUCAGAAGGAGAAACAAAAGAUCGAGGAAGAAGAAAAGAAACUUAAAGCUGCUAUUGAAGAAGCUGAAAAGCUAUAUUCAGAAGUUAGCUCCGAGAUGAAAGAUCUUGAAAUAAAGUCUAAACAAUUUGAGGAAUUGGAAGAACGGUAUUGGCAUGAAUUCAACAGCUUUCAGUUUCAGUUGACAUCUCACCAGGAAGAAAGAGAUGCAGUUUUUGCCAGGAUAGAAGUUUCUCAGGUUCAUCUGGAACUGUUGAAGCGUACUAAUGUUCUCAAUGAUGCAUUUUAUAUUUCACAUGAUGGUGUUAUUGGAACAAUAAACAACUUCCGCCUCGGACGCCUUUCUAGUGUAGAGAAUUUGCAGGUUGAGUGGGAUGAGAUAAAUGCUGCUUGGGGUCAGGCUGCACUGUUGCUGCAUACCAUGGCUCAAUAUUUCACUCCGAAAUUUCAAUACCGGAUCAAGAUUCACCCUAUGGGAAGCUAUCCAAGAGUCACCGACAUCCACAACAAUACAUAUGAACUGUUUGGCCCUGUAAAUUUGUUCUGGAGCACCCGAUUUGACAAAGCCAUGACAUGGUUUCUCACUUGCCUGCAAGAGUUUGCUGAGUUUGCCAUAAAUUUGGAUAAAGAGAACAACGUUCCACCUGAGAAGUCAUUGAAGCUUCCCUAUAAGAUUGAUGGUGACAAAGUAGGGAGCCAUACAAUCGUCCUAAGUUUCAAUAAGAACGAGAACUGGACCAAGGCGCUGAAGUACAUGCUGUGCAAUCUGAAAUGGGUUCUCUACUGGUUCAUUGGCAACACAAGUUUUGCGCCACCAUCGGGGCCAGUGCACACACAAUCUCUGAGGAACAAGAACUAAUGAUGUUUUUACUUCAACUGUACAUAGUUUAAAUACAGAGUUACUGACCCUAGUCAUUGGAGUGUAGCCGUAGUGACAAUAAGGACACAUUUGAUGUACAUACAUGUAGCAACAUACCGUCUAUACUUGAAGUCUGCUGUUCUGUCUGAACCCUAUCGUAUGUGAAUCCAAGGGCUGAGCCAUCUGUGCACGCAAAUUGUAAGAAUAAUAAGAUUUUUCAGUCUUCAGUUUCUAUU
This is a messenger RNA of Panicum hallii, 1927 nucleotides long. RefSeq names its product beclin-1-like protein. Bases 180 to 1691 code for a protein of 503 amino acids. Gene Ontology annotation, biological process: autophagosome assembly; late endosome to vacuole transport; cellular response to nitrogen starvation. The transcript has 10 exons. The record is from RefSeq and is a predicted model, not a curated record. Gene Ontology annotation, cellular component: phagophore assembly site; phosphatidylinositol 3-kinase complex, class III, type II; phosphatidylinositol 3-kinase complex, class III, type I. Lineage: Eukaryota; Viridiplantae; Streptophyta; Magnoliopsida; Poales; Poaceae.